Sesamum indicum (sesame) is the source of this 2046-nucleotide messenger RNA. Its product is annotated as VQ motif-containing protein. NCBI's taxonomy places the organism in Eukaryota, Viridiplantae, Streptophyta, Magnoliopsida, Lamiales, Pedaliaceae. The record is from RefSeq and is a predicted model, not a curated record.
UACUCUCACCUCUUUAUCCCCAACACCCCUCAAAAAAAGAAAAAGAAAAAGAAAAGUAAAACUUUCUCAAGAUCAUCUUUUUCAACCCUGUAAAUCUUAUAAACCACACACACACACAUACACACACUCAGAAAUAAAUUAAUAAAAUUGCAAUUUCUCUCUCAAGAACACACAGUGAGAGUUCCCUCUUUCAUGGCGACCCCACUCUUCUCUUUUUCUAGUGCAAAAAGAGCAGAGGUGAAGCUGUUGAUCCUCUCCUUCUUUUAGAGCUGUAAACAGAAUCCCUUUUUCUUGCACUCUCUUGGGGGAAACCCUAAUUCACAGACGGAAUUACGAAGAGAAAAGUGAGAUCAGUUUUUCAGGCAAGAACCCUUUUUCGUAAAGGACGAGGAGAAGAGUAGAUCAGAGGUUUUCUUGAAGUACUGAUCAUCGAUAUGGAAGUUACUUUCUCGCACUAGAAGAGGAGAGAGAGAGUGAGAGAGAUAGAGGGAGAGAGAGAGGAGGAAAUGAUGGAUUCUGGCAACAGUGGCAGCCUGCAGUCGUCGAGUGGUGGCGAUGACGAGUACGAUUCACGCGCCGCCGCCGACUCUGUUUCGGCUUUCAUGGGAGGUGGACCAAUUUCCAACCCUGCGCCGGCGUUCUUUGACCCGCUUUCCAACUACUCGUCUCUCCUCAAUCCAAGCAUGGCGUGGCCCAGGGCUUCUGCUCCGGCUCCAAGAUCCGACCCGAAUCCAAUUACCCAUGAUAUCAUCAUCAACCCCAUGCUUUCCAGCUCUUCCCCUUUUCUGCCAGCUUUCCAACAGCCGGAGGCGGUCGGAGUAGACAGUAGCAGCCCCACCCUCGGGGCGCCGCCACCGCCGCAGAAUCAGAAUCAGACGGCGGCGCGUAACCCGAAGAAAAGGUCGAGAGCCUCUAGACGAGCGCCGACCACCGUGUUAACCACGGAUACCACCAAUUUUAGAGCCAUGGUUCAAGAAUUCACUGGAAUCCCUGCCCCACCCUUCAACAAUUCUCCUUUCCAGAGAAGCAGGCUCGAUCUUUUCGGCACAAGAUCCAUCUCCUUGGACGCCGCUCACCCGCCGCCGUACCUCCGCCGUCCCUUCGCCCAGAAAGCUCAACCCCCGCUACCUUUUCUUGCUUCCUCUUGUAAUUCUCUGCUGAGCUCCGCCGCCGCCGACGCCAUGGUAGCUGCUUCAACUACUACUAACAACAAUAUCAUUAGUACUACUUCAUCUGUUUCUUCAACUACAACUGCAGCUUCUAGUUCAACUCCACAGAUUAACUACCAACUGCCGCUCACACACAGUUCAAAUCUUUUCAACCUUCCAAACCCACUCCUCACUUCUCUCCAAACCAACCCCAAAUUUCCAUUCUCGAAUCCUCCCGCAAUCGGCUCAAAACCUCACAACUCAUUCGAAAUCCCAUCAAGCGAUCAAUUUGGCAAUCUGGGUCGCGAGAGUCGUCUUCCGAUAACCCUUAACAGCCUCCAAAACCUGAUUACUUCCGACCAAAUACCACCGCAGAACGCCCGGGACCGAAACGACAACACCGACAGCAGCAAUGCCGCAAGGUGGGACAAUAAUCCGGCGAGCCCAGAAGGAGAUAAAGACAGUUUGAGGCCUGUCAUCGGCGGCUUCAGCUUCCCCCGGAACACGAUAAACGGCAAGAUGAACUACUCGGCUUCUUCUAUGUCGAGCUUUAACGGAGAGAAGGGGCCACCGGAAAACGUCGCCGCUGCUAGGGGAGAAGACAAUAACGAUAUAUACGAAGAAUCUUUUGUGGGUAGCAAGAACGGCGGGGUUUUGCCGCCGCCGGAGCUUUGUUCUGGUUUUCUUGAAUUCUUGAGUCUUCCUUAGUUUGUUAUUCAUGUUUUCAGUCGUUUUUGAUUAAUAAUCUGUAAGCGCUGCGUCGCAGCAAUCGGUGGCGGGAUCUGGGGAGUGGUUGAGCGCCGCCGCAACCCUUGUGCAAGAAACUAACAUGUUCCGUUGUGGAAAAUGAUAUCGUUUUGGUUGAAUUGAAAUUUAAUCAUAUAUAAUUAAUAAAAAA